AAAAAGUUAAAAAACAAUUAUCCAAUGUACUAACCGCUGAUGAAAUUCAAGACUUUUUAGGCAAAAAAGUAGAGAUGAAAGAAUUGGAAACUCAAAUAAAGAACCUCACGAUUCAAGAGCAAGAAAUAUCCGAAUAG
Racocetra persica is the source of this 137-nucleotide messenger RNA. The record is from the annotation of a GenBank genome assembly. Lineage: Eukaryota; Fungi; Glomeromycota; Glomeromycetes; Diversisporales; Gigasporaceae.